Lithohypha guttulata is the source of this 1077-nucleotide messenger RNA. RefSeq lists its product as uncharacterized. Lineage: Eukaryota; Fungi; Ascomycota; Eurotiomycetes; Chaetothyriales; Trichomeriaceae. The record is from RefSeq and is a predicted model, not a curated record. The coding region runs from base 1 to 1077 and encodes 358 amino acids. The transcript is spliced from 2 exons.
AUGAUACAAAACACGACGCACAACAGCUCGAGUCUCGACCAUACGUCAAAGCAGACCGCGGAUAUGUUGCCUCCUAUUCCCACGGCCACACUCGAAGCCAAUCCACAUUUUGCUGUUCUAUACAACUAUCUAACCACCAACAUUUUGUUAUCGGACGGUUCGACAGCUUCGCGGUCAAAAACUAGUGAAGUUAGUAGGGUGUCGCUGCGGCAAGCACGCGAAGAUGCUGCAAAGGAGAGUGUUCUCUUGCUGGCGCUCGAGGAGCUCGCUCUAUGCGAAGAUGUUACGGAGCAACCAAGUCAACCACUUGUAUCACUAGAUGCUUCGAGACUUGCUGGGCACAACGGAUAUCGUGCUGAGGGGACGCCAAGUCUGCCAGUAGAGCUGCGUGAGCUGGUUCUCAAUGUCACAAAUUACCUCUCAGUAUCACUGGAUCAAAGGGCAAAUAUGACUCUCCCCAAGGACACAGAUGAACUCAUGAGGGAAGAACAGGAGAUGUUCCAACAGUAUCUACCAGAAAUCUGUUCCGCCUUAUCUCGGUAUCUCGUGUCCAUCGAAUCAAAGCUAGCGAGCACAGCAAGGACGCUCCUACCUCCCACAACAGAACAGAAACCAACAAGAUCAAAACCCCGCCAGGAGUCCUUAUCAGACAUAGUCUCCUCCGCCACAACCUUGACAAACAAUCUACAAUCAGUCCAGCUACCGGCACAGCUCCAAGCAACCCUCUCCUCCCUCCAAUCACAUCUCGACUCACACAGGAUAGACCUCCAGAACAGAAUCCGCCAUCUCGAACUCCAUACUCACGGCACACAGUCACGAUAUCUGACGGCUCGCGCAGCGUAUCUUGCGGCUGUUUCUCGAGGCGUUGAAGCAAAAGCUCGCCUUACGAAGCUUGAGCAAGAGAAGGCAUUACUUGAGAAUGUCGAUGUUAUGAGACAGAUGGAUGGACAACUUGAGCGAUUGGAAUUUGAAGAGCAGCAGCUAGAUGGGAAAGUGGAUGAGUUGGAGAAGUUAUUGAAGCAACAUGAGACCAAGGGGCAAGCCGCCGAUAAAGGAGCGUGGAAAGUUCGGAGGUAG